Messenger RNA from Lucilia sericata (common green bottle fly), 2047 nucleotides. RefSeq names its product E3 SUMO-protein ligase ZBED1-like. The coding region runs from base 894 to 1673 and encodes 259 amino acids. Lineage: Eukaryota; Metazoa; Arthropoda; Insecta; Diptera; Calliphoridae. The transcript has 6 exons. The record is from RefSeq and is a predicted model, not a curated record.
GUAUGCAAAAAGGAAUUGGCCUUUUGCGGAAGCACAUCCAGAGGUCCCAUAAAAUUGUGACAAAUAAAGGAAAGCCCCAAUCUGAAGAAGACUUAAAUGAAAUAAAUAUAUCGGAUGAGGAGUCCAACCAAAAUGAGUCACAAAUUAUAAAUCAGUCUUCAACAAAAACAACAAAUGUUUCUGCCGAGAAGCCAUCGACAAGUAACCAUGCUGAAAGUAGCAGCCCCAUAAUAAAAAUGUUUCAAAAUGCGUCUGCAUACUCAAAAGGGGGAGAGAGGACAUCAACUGUAAAUGAUGCGCUUCUCUAUAUGAUUGCGGUUGAUAAUAUGCCCUUUAGCGCCCCCGAAAAACGAGGUUUCAAGAAAUUUUGCAAAGUUAUUCAGCCCCUUUACAAAGCUCCUUGCCUCAAAACCAGGGAAAACAUGAUGCAAUCGAAAUAUCAGAAACUCAAAAGUGAAGUUUUUGAUCAAUUAGGUGCUGCAAAAAAUAUCGUUCUUACAACCGAUUUGUGGACUGAAAUAAUGACCGUUAAAAGUUUUUUGGGCGUCACUGCACAUUACAUUGAUGGUAAGAUUUGUAUAGCUCUCUAUUUAAAUUGUUAAUUAAGAUGUAAUAAAUUAUUAAAAUCUGUGGAUAUUGGGGCGAGGCAUAUUGUUGGCAAAAAAACUAUCUCUAAUUUAGAAUUUGCCAUAAAUGAAAUAUGUAAGUCAUGGAACAUCAAGCAAGAUAAUGUGGCGGCUGUAGUAACGGAUAAUGGUCCAAAUAUUGUAGGGGCAUGUCGUUCCGUUUUUGGAGCAGACAAGCAUAUACGUUGCUUUGCUCACACCCUCAACCUAGUGGCUAUAAAAUCAAUCGAUUUUUAUACGCCAAACAUAGAGGCUGAAUUGCCGGUUAUGGAAAAUUCUGAUGAAGAUGAAAUAAGUGAUGAAACUGGUCAUUCAGAAUUAAAAUCAAUUAUAAAUAAAAUUAAAAAAAUUGUUUGCUUUUUCAAGAAAAGCGAGGCAGCAAGCACAUACUUGAAUGACCUUCAAAAAGAAAGUGGCAAGCAACCAAAAAGGCUUAUCCAGGAAAUUAAAACACGCUGGAACUCGUUGUAUGAGAUGGUGGAACGGUAUUUGGAGUUGCACGAAUUUGUGAGCAGGGCACUCCGAAAACUAAUUUCUGAAAAAACAUGCAAGCCACCUAACGAUAUAUCGUUGGACGAAAUAGAAAGUUUAGUUGAAAUAAAGGAACUUUUAAAACCUUUAUUUCUCGUAACAAAAGAAUUAUGUUCUGAAAAAAACGUAACAGCGAGCAAAGUAAUUCCUUUACUUAAAUUGCUGAAAAACAAUAUUGAAAAUAUAUUGCCAAUAGGAGCAGCAUUUGACUUGCGAAGAAAACUUCUACUCAAUCUUAAUGAUAGAUUUUCAAAAGUUGAGGAGCACCCAAUACUUAGCGUUGCCACAUUGUUGGAUCCUCGUUAUAAAAAAAUUCACUUCCACCAAGAAAGUAAUGUUGAAGCGGCGAUUGGUAGAAUAGCAAAAUAUUUAGAAAAAAUCAAUCAAACUUCAAAUGAUGAACCUCCUCCUCCUCCUCCCAAAAGAUCACGUGAUUCUAAUUGUUUAUGGCAAAUACACGACGAUCUAGUGGAUUCUCAAAAUGAGACGAUAAUUGUGAAUGAGGAUAAUAUUUAAAACGCCCAGUAUGCCCUAGACAUACUAAUCCAAUCGAAGAGUGGGAACAGUACAAACAAGUUUACCCAAACUUGUACUUAAUUGCCCAAAAAUACAUUGGAAUUUUAGCUACAUCAGUCCCGUGCGAAAGAUUGUUUCGAAAGCUGGGUUAAUUAUAACCCAGCGAAGAAACAGACUGUCCUCAGAAAAUCUGGAUCAACAAUUAUUUUUACAAAAUAUAUCGGAAGAAGACUGGUUUAAGAAAUAGAAAAGGAUUUUUAUAUGUUAUUAGCCAUUGAUACGGGGAUAAAAGCAUAAUCAAACAAAAAACACAAAGUACAAACAAAAAAGAUAUUUUUAAUUAAGUAAAUAUGUAUUUAAUUAUUUUUUCUAAA